Molecule: messenger RNA, 2959 nt
Organism: Panicum virgatum (switchgrass)
Lineage: Eukaryota; Viridiplantae; Streptophyta; Magnoliopsida; Poales; Poaceae
Product: phosphoacetylglucosamine mutase-like
Exons: 9
Coding region: 978-2672 (564 amino acids)
Biological process (GO): UDP-N-acetylglucosamine biosynthetic process; carbohydrate metabolic process
Molecular function (GO): phosphoacetylglucosamine mutase activity; magnesium ion binding
Source: RefSeq, a predicted model, not a curated record
AUAAGCGAGGGGACAUGUCAGAUAUUUGGAACAUUAUUUAGAUAAGCAAUGCAAUCCACCUGAAUAAAGACUUUGAUGGAUCAAUACAAUACACAGAUAAAAAUAUGAAUUCUGAAGCUUCAGAUUCUCAAAGAACAUGGCAAAACUGGGAAAAGCUCCUCUUGACAUUUUUAUUCAGAGGCUGCAUAUCACAGAAUCAAGGCAGCAUAUUCUAAUACUGAUAAAUUAGAUGUUCCGUUUCAAAAAAAAAAGAUAAAUUAGAUGUUCCAAUGUACAGUAAAGGUUUAACUGAAAUAAGUCGACAGAAAUAGAAUAACAAUACUGCUGUGCCACGACAAGCCAGAAGGUUUGGCAUCAAUCCAAGCUCUCGAAGGCUCUGAACACUGAACUGGUAGGCUUCGUUUUCUGCAUUUUUCAGAUGUAGCAAAAGAAAUGACUCGGUAUCAUUGAUAUUCAGUAAAUGAAAAAAAUAUUAUCCGCUGCAAACAAGAGUACCAAUUGGCCCAAUCAACUAUCUGCAAAUCGCCAAGCCACCAAAAUGUAGACAAGAAUGUUACUUUUGUAAUUGAGCCAAUUAGCUCAAUCAACUAUCCUGGGCCAUUGAUGCCUCUUUUGUAAUUGAGCCCUCUCCUUCACCUGAAAUUUGAGAAGAGCUCGCUAGCAUAUUCCUCCGAGUCUGAACUUUCUGAAGAUCUUAUUCAUCCAAGAGGCAGCAGCCGGAGGAAGGAAUUCAGAAUUCAAGCUCUUCCACCAAUGCAGCUUCAUUGUUGUGCGAUCCUGGAUGGUUGAACUGUACUGAAUCUGCGAUCGCACCUCCGGUCUCUGAACUCUGAUCAGAUCCCGACGAAUUAGCAGACCGCUUCGUUUUCUCAUUCUCUAGUCGAGUCGGUCUUCCCCACGGCGACAAGUGGUGUUCAAACGGCGUCAGAUCCGAGCCAACGACCCACAACGACCGGGAAGGAAGCGGAGGAGACGGCAUGGCCGCCAACCAGGAGCAGGAGAAGGAGCAGCGCCGCCGCCUCCUCGACGUCGCGUCCCGCUUCCCUCUCCCAAGCGGCUGCAGGUUCUCCUACGGCACGGCGGGAUUCCGCGCCGACGGCGCCACCAUGGCGCCCGCCGUCUGCCGCGCCGGCAUCCUGGCCGCGCUCCGCUCCGUCAAGCUCGCCGGUGCUGCCGUCGGGAUCGUCAUCACCGCCUCCCACAACCCCGUCGGCGACAACGGCGUCAAGAUCGCCGACCCCGACGGCGGCAUGAUGGCCCAGCACUGGGAGCCCUUCGCCGACGCCCUCGCCAACGCCCCCGACCCCGACGCCCUCCUGCAGCUGGUGCUUCAGUUUGUCAAGGACGAGGGAAUUCCAUUGGGGGGCCACCACACGGCACAAGUGCUGCUUGGCCGAGAUACUAGGCCAACAGGAGAGUACCUGCUCGAUGCCGCACUGCAGGGGAUAAAUGCGAUAGUUGGCGCACACGCAAUUGAUAUGGGAAUUUUGACCACCCCUCAACUGCAUUGGAUGGUACGGAACAAAAACAAAGGCAUCAAGGCUUCAGAGUCAGAUUAUUUUACACAACUUAUCGACUCAUUCAGGCGUAUGUUGGAAUUAGUGCCAAAAGAUAAAGGUGGGGAUGAGCUUGCUAAGAAACUAAUUGUUGAUGGAGCAAAUGGUAUUGGUGGGGUGAAGCUCGAACAAAUAAAGGCAGAGCUUUCAGGCAUAGAUAUUAUUGUGAGGAAUUCAGGUAAGGAAGGAGAAGGCAUACUAAACCACAUGUGUGGUGCAGACUUUGUUCAAAAGGAGCGAGUUACUCAUCAUGGGUUUAGCCCUGAAGAUGUUGGUGUCAGGUGUGCAAGUUUGGAUGGUGAUGCUGAUCGACUUGUCUAUUUCUGCGUGUCAUCGGCUAGCGAAAAUAAGGUAGAUCUAGUUGAUGGUGACAAGAUAUUAUCUCUGUUUGCCCUGUUUAUCAGAGAGCAGCUAGAUAUUAUUAAUAACAGUGGUAGUCAAGUAAACAAAUCAUUGCCUGCAAGGCUUGGCAUAGUUCAGACAGCUUAUGCAAAUGGGGCAUCGACCCAAUUUCUCAAGAACCUUGGCCUUGAAGUGGUAUUCACUCCUACAGGAGUGAAAUAUCUGCACAAAAAAGCUUUGGAGUAUGAUAUUGGUAUAUAUUUUGAAGCCAAUGGACAUGGGACUGUAGUAUUCUCGGAGGAGUUUCUCUCUCAACUAGAUUCAUUAAGCAAUGAGCUCUCCUCUGAAACUGCCAAUGGUUCAGCACAGUAUCAUGCUGCAAUGAGAUUGAUGGCAGCUAGUCAGCUGAUUAAUCAGGCAGUAGGUGAUGCUCUGAGUGGUUUGCUUUUAGUGGAGGCUAUUUUGCAGUACAAGGGAUGGUCAUUUCAGAAUUGGUGUGAACUAUAUAGUGAUUUGCCCAGUAGACAGUUGAAGGUGAAAGUUAUAGAUCGAAGUUCAAUUGUCACAACAGACUCGGAGACAAAAGUUAGUCAACCUUCUAGUUUGCAAGAAUCGAUAGAUAAGGAGACUGCCAACUAUACCCACGGGCGAUGCUUUGUGCGGCCAUCUGGCACAGAAGAUGUGGUACGGGUGUAUGCCGAGGCAUCUACGCAGGUGGAAGCUGAUAGUCUUGCAAGAUCUGUGGCACAUCAUGUGGAACAACUUCUUGGAUAACCAUUUACAGUCUUGUUUGCGAUUUUGACUAAAUUUUCUAGGGCUAUCCCUCCUGCUUUUUAAUUUGUAACUUUUACGCCUGUGAGUCCAAACUUUUGAAUUCCACUGUUUAUAUGCACAGAGCAGAAAUCAUUCCCUCCCUGUAAAAUCAUUCCCUCCCUGUACUCGUGCUUUUCUGAUGGAUUUUGCGCAUCUGCCGAGGAAGAUCGAAAUCUCAUGUAGUACCUUAUUUGUAGCUAACAGUGUACCUUAUCCCUUAUUUGUUAUCCAUUUGCUAAAUAACAUCU